Perca fluviatilis (European perch) is the source of this 2839-nucleotide messenger RNA. RefSeq names its product glycine-rich cell wall structural protein 1.8-like. Gene Ontology annotation, cellular component: extracellular matrix. The record is from RefSeq and is a predicted model, not a curated record. Gene Ontology annotation, biological process: egg coat formation; positive regulation of acrosome reaction; binding of sperm to zona pellucida. Gene Ontology annotation, molecular function: acrosin binding. NCBI's taxonomy places the organism in Eukaryota, Metazoa, Chordata, Actinopteri, Perciformes, Percidae.
CCAUAGUGAUGAAAUGUACUGCACUGUGCCUUGUGGCACUGGCCUUGCAUGUCAGCUUAUGUGAUGCUCAAUGGAACCCUCGUUCUAACAAUAUGCAACCUGCAUACCCAGCGCAACAGCUUAGCAAUCCUCCUCCAAUUCCACAACAGACAAAGCAGACAUUUGAGAAACCACUCACUUGGAAAUACCCUAUAGUAGCCCCGUCUGAGGCCCCAGUCGCGGUGCCUUUCAAGCUGAGAUAUCCUGUUUCUGCUGCAACUGUUGCUGUUGAGUGCAAAGAGAAGGUUGCUCAUGUGGAAGUCAAGAAGGACAUGUUUGGGAUUGGCCAGUUAAUCAAUCCUGCCGAUAUUUUCCUGGGAAACUGUGCUCCUAUUGCAGAGGACCCUGUUGCUAAAGUGUUGAUUUUUGAAGUGGCACUGCAAGAUUGUCAAAGCACAUUAACGAUGAAAGAAGAUUCCCUCAUCUACAGCUUCACUCUGAACUAUGUUCCCCAUCCUCUGACCAUUGCUCCUGUGGUGAGGACUACCCAAGCUGCUGUAAUUGUGGAGUGCCACUACCAAAGGAAGCACAAUGUGAGCAGCCUUCCUCUUGACCCCCUGUGGAUCCCAUUCUCUGCGGUUAUGGUAGCAGAUGAAUUCUUAUACUUCACCCUGAAACUCAUGACGGAUAACUGGCAAAAUGAGAGGCCAAGCCAUCAGUAUUUCCUGGGAGACAUUAUAAAUAUUCAGGUUACCGUUAAGCAGUUCUUCCAUGUGCCGCUCAGAGUUUAUGUGGAUACCUGCGUAGCUACUCUGUCAGCUGACGCAACCUCCACCCCUAGCUAUGCCUUUAUUGAUAACUUUGGGUGUUUGGUGGAUGCUAGAAUCACAGGCUCUCUCUCUAAGUUCAUGCCUCGCGUUGCAGACAACAAGCUUCAGUUCCAGUUGGAAGCCUUCAGAUUCCAGGGUGUUGCCAGUGGAGUGCUCUACAUUACCUGCCACUUGAAAGCGACAUCUGCUAACGUGGGCAUCGAUGCUACACAUAGAGCUUGUUCCUACAUCAAUGGUUGGAAGGAGGCCAGCAGAGUUGAUGCAGCUUGUAGCUCCUGUGAAUUAGCUUCAUUUGGACCACCUGGCAAUUUACCUGGUUUAGCUCUACCAGCUUUCCCUCCAGGUGGUGGAGUUAACACUGGUGCCUCUGGUGCUGGCAACAGUGGCGGCUCAACUGGUCAUGGCAGCGGUGGCGGCUCAACUGGUUAUGGCGGCGGUGGCAGCUCCACUGGUUAUGGCGGCGGCGGCGGCUCAACUGGUUAUGGCGGCGGUGGCGGCUCAACUGGUUAUGGCGGCGGUGGCGGCUCAACUGGUGCUGGCAGCGGUGGUGGCUCAACUGGUUAUGGCGGAGGCGGCUCAACUGGUGCUGGCGGAAGUGGCGGCUCAACUGGUUAUGGUGGCGGUGGCGGCAAAACUGGUUAUGGUGGCGGCUCAGCUGGUGCUGGCGGCUCAACUAGUUAUGGAGGUGGCUCAACUGGUGCUGGCGGCGGUGGCGGCUCAACUGGUUAUGGCGGCGGUGGCGGCAAAACUGGUUAUGGCGGCGGUGGCGGCUCAACUGGUUAUGGUGGCGGCUCAACUGGUGCUGGCGGAGGUGGCGGCUCAACUGGUGCUGGCGGCGGUGGCGGCUCACUGGUUAUGGGGGCGGUAGCGACUCAACUGGUGCUGGCGGCGGUGGCGGCUCAACUGGUUAUGGUGGCGGAUCAACUGGUGCUGGCGGCUCAACUGGUGCUGGCGGCGGUGGCGGCUCAACUGGUUAUGGCGGCGGUGGCGGCUCAACUGGUUAUGGUGGCGGAUCAACGCUGGGGCGGCUCAACUGGUGCUGGCGGCGGUGGCGGCUCAACUGGUUAUGGCGGCGGAUCAACUGGUGCUGGCGGCGGUGGAGGCUCAACUGAUGCUGGCGGCGGUGGCGGCUCAACUGGUUAUGGCGGAGGCUCAGCUGGUGCUGGCGGCUCAACUGGUUAUGGAGGCGAUUCAACUGGUGCUGUCGGCGGUGGCGGCUCAACUGGUGCUGGCGGAGGAUCAACUGGUGCUGGCGGCGGUGGCAGCUCAACUGCUUAUGGCGGCGGCUCAGCUGAUGCUGGCGGCUCAACUGGUUAUGGAGGCGAUUCAACUGGUGCUGGCGGCUCAACUGGUUAUGGUGGCGGCUCAACUGGUUAUGGUGGCGGCUCAACUGGUUAUGGCGGCGGCUCAUCUGGUGCUGGCGGCGGUGGCGGCUCAACUGGUUAUGGCGGCGGCUCAGCUGGUGCUGGUGGCGGCUCAACUGGUUAUGGCGGCGGUGGUGGCUCAACUGGUUAUGGCGGCGGCUCAGCUGGUGCUGGCGGCGGUGGCGGCUCAACUGGUUAUGGCAGCGGUGGCGACUCAACUGGUGCUGGUGGCAGUGGCGGCUCAACUGGUGCUGGCGGCGGUGGUGGCUCAACUGGUUAUGGUAGCGGUGGCGACUCAACUGGUGCUGGUGGCAGUGGCGGCUCAACUGGUUAUGGCGGCGGCUCAACUGGUGCUGGUGGCGGUGGCGGCUCAACUGGUUAUGGUAGCGGUGGCGACUCAGCUGGUGCUGGUGCUGGUGCUGGUGGCGGUGGCGGCUCAACUGGUUAUGGCGGGGGCACUAAGACUAAUCCUUGGAGAAAGGGUCGAGAUGUUUCCCAAAGCGAAAGGUUCGAAUGGGAAGGUGAUGUCAUGCUGGGUCCCAUCCAUAUUAGAGAAAAGAAAAAACAUAAUUAAAGAGUAAGAAAAAUGAAAGUAUAACUUGCUUUACAGUGCCCUCUGUGUUAUGCUAAAUGUUACAUAAUGAAUUACAUCUGGAUGGAAAUAAA